AUGACGGGUGAGACUAUUCCGUUCAUUGAUCUUGAGAAGAUUUUAGAGCAAUUCGAGUGCAAGAAGUUAAGAGAUGCAUGUGAAAAAUGGGGUUGUUUUAGGAUUAUCAACCAUUCUAUUCCUUUGACCCUUAUGGAUGAGAUGAAAAUAGUUGUUAUAGCUCUUCAUGACCUUCCUAUGGAUAGGAAGAAAAACAAUAAAGAUGUCAUUCCUGGAAGUGGUUACUUUGGACCAACUGUUUUUAACCCUGUCAUAGAAUCUCUUGGCCUCUAUGAUAUGGGUUCUUCACAAGCUAUACAAUAUUUCUGCUCUCAAUUGAAUGCUACACCUCAUCAGAGGCAAAUAAUUGAGACAUACGGUAAAGCAAUACAUGAUAUGGCAGUAAAAAUAGGACAAAAUAUUGCUGAAUCACUAGGCAUAUUGGAUGCUGAUUUUGAGGAUUGGCCUUGUCAGUACAGAAUUAACAAAUAUAACUUCACUUCAGAAACAAUAGGGUCUUUUGGAGCUUCAGUGCACACAGAUUCUAGGUUCUUAACACUUCUUCAAGAUGAUGAAAAUGUUGGUGGUCUUAAAGUGAUGGAUAAUUCUGGCUCAUUUGUUUCAGUCGCACCAUUUCAUGGAGCCCUCCUUGCCAAUCUUGGAGAUAUUGCUCGAGUAUGGAGCAAUGGAAGGUUUUGCAAUGUGAAGCACCGUGUACUAUGCAAAGAGCCUACUACACGUUACUCAAUUGCUACAUUUAUGUUGGGACCGAGGAAGGGAAAUGUUGAGGCUCCAAAGGAGUUGGUGGACCAUGAUCACCCACGUCUUUAUCAACCUUUUACUUAUGAAGAAUAUAAGACGCUCAGAGUUUCCAUUAAGAAGGCUCGUGAUAAAUCUCUGCAUGAUUGUGAAGUCCUUAAGCUACUACAUUUGGUUUAG
Molecule: messenger RNA, 918 nt
Organism: Medicago truncatula (barrel medic)
Lineage: Eukaryota; Viridiplantae; Streptophyta; Magnoliopsida; Fabales; Fabaceae
Product: 2-oxoglutarate-dependent dioxygenase DAO
Exons: 3
Coding region: 1-918 (305 amino acids)
Source: RefSeq, a predicted model, not a curated record